Cyphomyrmex costatus is the source of this 1686-nucleotide messenger RNA. RefSeq names its product RCC1 and BTB domain-containing protein 1. Lineage: Eukaryota; Metazoa; Arthropoda; Insecta; Hymenoptera; Formicidae. The coding region runs from base 1 to 1686 and encodes 561 amino acids. Gene Ontology annotation, molecular function: protein binding. The record is from RefSeq and is a predicted model, not a curated record. The transcript has 10 exons.
AUGUGCUCGGAGUUACGUAGUUGGCCAAUCUUCAAUUCACUGGAGCCGAAGUUCGUCUCCCAGAUUCAUAUGGUUUUCGUAUAUGGUAAGUUGGGAAAUGAAGCCCUAAUCGUGACGAAGGACAAAAUGGUAUACGGCCUUGGUAACGACAUUAACGGUUGUUUGGGGAUCGGAAACGAAAAUGUCACGUUAGAAUUGAAAAAAGUAGAGGCUCUGUGCGGGAAAGAUAUAAAAACGUUCGCAUGUGGCAGCGGACAUGUUUUAGCGCUCACAAAAGAGGGAGAGGUAUACUCUUGGGGCUACUACCAUCGUGGCCGACUAAGAGAUGGUAUAAUAGAUGAUAAUGACACAUUUAUGCUAAACACACCUACUCUAGUGAAACAUGACAUUAUAGAUAUUGCAUGUGGCAGUAACCAUUCCGUCGUUCUAACCAAGGAUUACAAAAUUUACAUGUGGGGAAAUAAUAAAUACUUACAAUUGGGUUAUUUCCAUUCUCAACACUGUUUUUGUAAAAAUGAAGAAAAUUGUGGAAGGAAAUCAUCUCUUAUACUUGAACCUACAUUUAAAGAUACACCUAUAUUAGCGUUCUUCAAAGAGAUGAAGGUUGUCUAUGUCUCUUGCGGCGGGACUUUUACCAUUGUGAUUACUGAAAAUGGCGAUGUAUAUAGUUGCGGCUACAAUUGCGUCGGUCAGUUGGGAAGACCGAGUAAUAAUGAUUUAGAUAAUAUGCUACGACAGGUCGAUUUUUUUAAUGACGCAGUCAAGAUAGUUUGCGGAUUUGAGCAUACGUUGGCGCUUACAAACGGCAGAGAGAUCUACGCUUGGGGUGGGAACAAUAACGGCCAGUUGGGAAUCGGGAACAAACAAUGUUCCAGUAAACCAAUUUUGGUCAAGUAUAAACUGCAACGGAUAAAAUGGAUCGACAUUGCAGCUUUGCCUUGCUAUAACAUAAGCGUUGCUCUCAGCGAAGAAGGACGUGCCUAUGUCUGGGGCGAUUGCUGCGGUCAAAGCAUCUUAACUCCAACCGCCACUUCGUUCUCAAACGUGCACGAUGCAAUUGCGUACUACGGGCCGAGCGUUAUGCAUAAACCGUUGGUUUUGUACAUGAACAAAGAGCCGAGCGUAUUAGAAUCCUUGAAAGCUGCUUUCGAUGAAUCUUCUACGAGCGAUCUCAAGAUACAAGUGGAGGGCCAAUUUAUCCACGUGCACAAAGCUAUCUUAAAGAUCCGCUCUGAGUACUUUAAAACCAUGUUUCAGCAUGAUUGGAUAGAAAACAAUCAAAAUGUCAUCAAACAUGACCAAUUUUCCUAUGUAGUCUACAAAGCCUACCUGAAAUACUUAUAUAUUGAUGCAAUCGAUUUACCUUUAGAGAUGGUAUCAGAACUUUUGGAUCUGGCUGAGACUUACUGUGAGAAAAAUCUCAAGCAGACCUGCAUUCAGAUGAUAAAGCAAGGAAUUACUGCAUCAAAUGUCGAAUAUUUUUAUGGUAUUGCAGUAAAGUAUACUUUAGAGGAGCUACAAGAAUUCUGUAUCAAGUUCGCACUUAAUAACCACAAGUUAGCUUUGCUGUAUGCAGAUGAUUUCGCCAAGCAAGUCCAGAAUAUAAUAAAACCAUUUAUAACGAAGGCGUGCGAAGUUAGUAACUUAGUAAUCCUGUCUCUCAAAGACAACGCACACCUCAAGUGA